Messenger RNA from Sphaerodactylus townsendi, 5670 nucleotides. RefSeq names its product IQ motif and Sec7 domain ArfGEF 3 (gene IQSEC3). The record is from RefSeq and is a predicted model, not a curated record. The coding region runs from base 133 to 3345 and encodes 1070 amino acids. Gene Ontology annotation, biological process: regulation of ARF protein signal transduction; actin cytoskeleton organization. The transcript is spliced from 14 exons. Lineage: Eukaryota; Metazoa; Chordata; Lepidosauria; Squamata; Sphaerodactylidae. Gene Ontology annotation, molecular function: guanyl-nucleotide exchange factor activity; protein binding.
GAGGAGCGAGCGAGGGAAGGCAGGCAGGCAGGCGGGAAGGCAGGCGCGCGGAGGAGCCUCGCCGCCGCCUGCAGCCUGGUCGUUCCCGGCCGGCGUCCGGGCAAGGCGAGGGCGGGCGGGCGCGGCGGGGGCAUGGAGAGCCUGCUGGAGAACCCGGUGCGCGCCGUGCUCUACCUGAAGGAGCUGACGGCCAUCGUGCAGAACCAGCAGAGCCUCAUCCACACGCAGCGCCGGCGCAUCGACGAGCUGGAGCGGCGCCUGGACGAGCUGAGCCACGAGAACCGCAGCCUCCGCCAGCAGUACGCCCUCCCGGAGCCCGCCCAGCAGCAGCAGCAGCAGCCGCCCCACGGACCCCCCGCCGCCCCGCCGCCGCCGCCGCCGCCUCCCCAGCAGGAGCCGCUUCAGCACCCCCAACAGCUCCCAGCGCCCCAGCCGCCGCCGCCGCCUCCCAGCAAGCCACCUCAAGCGGGCCCCAGCGGCAGCAGCGGCAGCCGGCCGGCUCACCAGCACCCCCCUCUCGCCCCCCACCAGCACCCCCCCGAGAAGGACGGCAGGGAAAAGAGCUGCUGCCUGGCCCUCCUCCAGCACAAGCCCCCCCAGGCCAUCGCCAAAGGCGUCUUGAGCCGCAGACCCGAGAAUGAGACUGUUUUACACCAGUUUUGCUGUCCAGUGGCUGAUGCAGAGCAGAAGCCAUCAUCCUCGGAUUCUUCUCCAAGUGACGAUCCCAGCGGUUCAGCCAGCAAGAAACCUGGGUGUGACGUGGAGGACCCGAAGGAGGCCGGCAGACACAGUGGCCAGGAAGGCAGGUCCGACAUCUUGAAGUUAAAAGCCCAGCAUGCGGAGCUGCAGGAAGCGCAGGUGGAUCAGGCAGCGGGGUGCUCCCCUUUGGGGCAGAAGGCCAGUCUCCACCACACGGGUUCCCCCGUGAGAGGGCAGCGCAGCAAAGGGGCAGCCACAUGUUCUCAUGCAGCUGCCUCCGAUUAUGAGCUCUCCCUUGACUUAAAGAAUAAACAGGUUGAAAUGCUAGAGCACAAGUAUGGGGGCCAUCUGGUCUCUCGGAGGGCAGCCUGCACCAUCCAGACGGCCUUCCGCCAGUACCAGCUCAGCAAAAACUUUGAGAAGAUACGGAACUCGCUCCUGGAAAGCCGCAUGCCUCGGCGAAUUUCACUGAGGAAAGUCCGAGUCCAGAACUCUGAAAGUUUUUCUGCUGAGAAAGCCCUGGUCGAAGGAUACAAUUUUGUUGGCAUCCCUUUAGUGAGAUCCCCAUCUUUGCCAGCCACAAUCAGUGGGGCGCUGACUGAACUCGAGGACUCUUUCACCGAGCAAGUCCAGUCUUUGGCCAAAUCUAUUGACGAUGCCCUCAGCACAUGGAGCCUGAAGACAAUGUGUUCCCUUCAAGAUGGCAGCUCCUACCAGAUAAGAGAAACAUUUAGUACUAGUGCAAUGCAGCCAAACCUGGACUUAGAAGCUGAACUGAAGGACCAACAGAAGGAGGAAGGCUUGCUGCCAGAUACACUCCCCAAGAGCAGCAGCACCCUUAUGAUGGCCUUCCGUGAUGUCACUGUCCAGAUAGAUAACAAGAACAUCUCUGUCUCCUCGUCUACCUCGGUGUCUAUGGCAAACUGCCUUGGUAACAACACCCAAGCCGGGAUUUCUCCAUCUGCCAAAAUCGAAGAAAUCCCAAUGGAAGGAGGGAAAGAGGGCAAAGAACCUCCAGCUGCCCCAGAAAGGCAGUCUGAAUCCGCAGUCCUCCAGAACAGCCAUACUGUAGCUGAGGUGAAUGUCAAUACCAACGGCUUGGGGGAAGGGGAGAUGGAGACAGAGCAAAUGGUGAUGCAGAAGCUCCAGUUUGACUCAAACAAUGAGACAGGGCAGAGCAAGGGAUCAGAGGCGGAAAACGUAGACAAUUCAGAGCAGCUCAGCAGUAGCAGCACCUCCACCUCAGCCAAGUCUGCCUCUGAGUUGUCCUCAAAGGAAGCCCUACAGGCCAUGAUCCUGAGCCUUCCACGGUACCACUGUGAGAACCCAGCCAGCUGCAAAUCUCCUACUCUUUCCACAGAUACCAUGAGGAAACGGCUGUACCGCAUUGGACUAAACCUCUUUAACAUAAAUCCAGACAAGGGGAUCCAGUUUCUUAUCUCUCGGGGCUUCAUCCCAGACACGCCCAUCGGAGUGGCACACUUCCUGCUCCAGCGCAAGGGACUCAGCCGCCAGAUGAUCGGGGAGUUCCUAGGGAAUAGCAAGAAGCAAUUUAAUCGAGACGUCUUAGACUGUGUGGUGGAUGAGAUGGACUUCUCUGGCAUGGAGCUUGAUGAAGCUUUGCGGAAAUUUCAGGCGCACAUCCGAGUUCAGGGAGAGGCCCAGAAGGUGGAAAGGCUAAUUGAGGCUUUCAGUCAACGGUACUGUAUGUGUAACCCGGAUGUGGUCCAACAGUUCCAUAACCCAGACACCAUUUUCAUCCUGGCCUUUGCCAUCAUCCUUCUCAACACAGAUAUGUACAGCCCUAACAUCAAACCUGACAGGAAGAUGAUGCUGGAGGAUUUUAUUCGAAACUUGAGAGGAGUGGAUGAUGGAGCUGAUAUCCCCCGGGACCUGGUGGUUGGUAUUUAUGAAAGGAUCCAGCAGAGAGAACUCAAAUCCAAUGAGGAUCAUGUGACCUAUGUUACCAAAGUGGAAAAAUCAAUUGUUGGAAUGAAAACGGUCCUGUCAGUGCCACACCGCCGAUUGGUUUGUUGCAGCCGCCUUUAUGAAGUGACAGACGUGAACAAAGUGCAGAAGCAAGCGGCCCACCAGAGGGAGGUCUUCCUCUUUAAUGAUUUGCUGGUGAUUCUUAAGCUUUGCCCCAAGAAGAAAAGCUCUUCCACCUACACAUUUUGCAAAUCGGUUGGCUUGUUAGGAAUGCAGUUCCACCUCUUUGAAAAUGAAUAUUACCCCCAUGGCAUCACUUUGGUGACUCCAGUUUCAGGCUCUGAGAAGAAGCAGGUACUCCAUUUCUGUGCUCUGGGUGCAGAAGAAAUGCAGAAAUUUGUGGAAGACCUAAAAGAGUCAAUAGCAGAGGUGAUGGAGCUAGAACAGAUUCGCAUUGAAUGUAAGGCUCCCGGCGUGGUCCAGACUCCUUGCAUCCAUUCUGUCUGGGAGUUGGAAAAACAGCAUGGGGCAAAGCAUCUUUCCUUAAGGAGCAAUGGAGCCCAGAUGGAAACACAAUCCAAGCAAGGAUCUCCAACAGCCAAAAAAGAUUUGGGGGAGAAGGUCCCAGACAGCACAGUGGAGGUUUUAAUCAAUGCCUCCCCAGCCAGACUGACAAUUUUACCAAUUUCCAGAGAUACAAUAAAAAGUUACUGCUAGGACGGGUAAUACAACUUUCAAAUCCAGAUUAAACGUCAACGCAUUUUUUUCAAGCCGUUUCUAUAACUGUUAACACAUCCUUCAUGGAGCGAGCGCCCAAACGCUGGAGACUAACCUGCUCCGUCCUCAUCCCUCACCCAACACACUUUCAGGAGAAAUCAGAGACGCAGCUGAGAUGACCUCCCUUGAGAGACCUCCACCCCUUGCUAUGAUCUUUCCCUCACAGGGUCUUCUGCCUCAGACACUGUCAAGUCAGUUGGGGCCUAGAAUAUAUUCAUUAUUAUUCUUCGUGGAAAUGUAGGCCAAACAUUUUCCAGCUGAGGGAGUGGGGUUGAGGGACCUUUAUUCCUUCAGAGUAAGGACUCUGUUCUAGGAGUCCUUCUACACAUUCCACCUCCGCAGGUAAACUCAUCUGUGAGAAAUCUCCAGACUAUUUCAUUUGCCUGGACUUUGUCCCCAAGGCUCUCUCACCUGGCCAAUAACUGCUAUCCAUCUCUGCCUCUCUCUCCCUGCAGGUGUUAUUUCCCAAGGAAGCAGGUGCUGCAGCUUUCCACUAAUAUCCAUUUCCUCAAAGAACCUCCAUUUCUAGGCCGGCACCAGGCUCCAUAACCUUUCAGAUGCUUUUCUCAGUUAUUGCUGUUUGGGCCUCAGUUCUGUGAGGCCAUUUUCCCUAUAGCUUUUUAUCCCGUAGCCUGUCGAGCAAAUCCAUAGCUGAAGGUGUGCUCAUGAAAAUGUGCUUCACAGGAGCUACUCCUGCUAAUGGGGAAGAGGAAUAGAUGUUUCCAUGGCCUCAUACACACCUUUUGACUCACAGGCAUUUCUUUUCUAUGAAGGAAUUCUCACUUCAAGGAUGUAGAAUUCUUAGGACACAAAUAAGGACCCUUCACAAUUCUCUGUUCACGGGGGUGGAGGGGGGGUAUUCCCAAACCAAACUGACAUCCCUCAUAUCUGUCAUUUGAAAUACAUGGAAGAGGUCUUUUUCUUCCCAUUCCUAGUGCCUCACCCUCACUUCCCCAAUGUGCACCUCAGCACAUUUUCCUGUCUAGGACAUUUCUAAGGCUGUGUCUAUUGCCCUGAAGGGUCCUCCGUUCCAUCUUAGUUACUGUUUUGAGACAGAGAGUGGGAAACCCCAAACAAUUUAUCUGUGGAGAGACAUCAUCUUCCUCUCCUCUCCCUCCUCUUACUCCUCAGCAGAAGCGAGCAUCUCCAUUUUCUCUGAGAUUACCUGAUCUGCUGCCAUUUCAUCCAAUUUCUUUUCCCCCAUCAUUGUACAAGCUGGAUGGAUACUUUUUCUUCCUCUUUUCGGCGUGUGUUAAACCAUCUCCUUUCACUUGCAAAUCAUCAAGUGGAUCAGAACAAGUUGCAAGUUGGCUGAAUUAUGUCAGAUUUCUGCUUUUUGGUUUCUUUUCUUCUUUUGUAAACAGAUUGGUGAAUCAUGUGUGCACCUUCCUGCUCAAAAAGACAGGAGCUGGGAAGAGCUCGAGUCUUUUUUUGAGCGUUAGCAAAUUUCAUCUUUAUUUUUUCUUUGCAAAUAUGUGCAACCUCAAUUAUCCUUCCCUCUUUCUGCCCCGUUGGUCUGCAAAGGAUGCAGGAUCUCCUUGGAGCUCCAGUCAUGGAACAGAACUCCAUUGGAAAGGGAAAUGACAGAGCAUAUAGAGAGUCCUUUUCUCCAGUUGUUUUCAGUCACAAAGACUCCUGGGAGAGGGGGGCAAGGAUAUAAUAAAAGGAAGAAAAAUGAGCAGCCCAAAUUAUAAGACCAUUCGUAUUGACUUGAGAGGUAGUAUCUCAAGCUAUCAACUGCCUACAUCUCCUUAAGUUGAAAUCUCUCUCUCACACACCUGCUCUGAGUUCCACUAUCAGAUUGUAUCUGCUCAGUCUGGAUAGUUGAGGUUGUGCUGUAUGUGGAAACAGCAUCACCGCCUUUGCUAUAAUGGAGAUCUUUAUUUCUAGAAGGACGUUUCCGGUUAACAAUUGUGGGGUAGGGAAAAGACAGAUUGUGGGAAGAGAGAGGUGGGUUGGCGGGGUUGUGAGUCAAGAAUGUUUAGAAGAAGGAACACCGAUAUUUAAGGGUGGGUUGUGGCUUACUGGGGACAAGUGAUGGAUGGAGGAGGUGGGUUGAAGGGCGGCCAGCAGCAGUAGAUGGGAAGAAGUCUUGUAACAUUUAAUGCUUCUUUGGCUGUUUCUAAACUAGGUGUCAAUUCACAACAGGCUUCAAACGUACCAGCACAACUCCGUCCCGGGGCUCGAGAGUGGAAUGCAGCCCAGCACGCAUCCUAACAUGCCACGGGAGAGGCUGGAGACAGCAUUGGUGCCCUCUUACCCUGC